Molecule: messenger RNA, 675 nt
Organism: Peromyscus eremicus (cactus mouse)
Lineage: Eukaryota; Metazoa; Chordata; Mammalia; Rodentia; Cricetidae
Product: proline-rich protein 23A3-like
Exons: 1
Coding region: 1-675 (224 amino acids)
Source: RefSeq, a predicted model, not a curated record
AUGCCAGGAGUGCGGCCCUGCAGCCCUACCGACAACCCGCUGCCCUGCUGGGCACUGCAGCCAGAAGGACCCAAGCCUGCCAAGCGCCGACGCCUCCACCAGUGCACCUGCCCGGGGUCGCAGGCACAGCCAGACCUGGAAGCGCCCACCAGGCCGGCCAGCGAGCAGCUCACCAGCACCUUGUUCCUGCCUGCUGGCCUUGCCCUGAAACUCCAUCUGGAAGGUGGAAACCUGCUGCUGGAGCCUGAGCCAGAUUUGGUCACGAGAGUGACGCUCCCUGGACACACCAUCAUCUUGGUGCCCGAGGAUCUCCAGGACUCCCACCAGCCUGGACAGCCUGGCUUCUUGCCCUCCAGCCAGCAGGAGGCCGCUCUCCUGGAAAUGCCCCAGGACCACCAGGUCAGCCUCCAGCAGGGAUCCUCCAGCCCAUCUGCAUCAGAUACCCAAGGCUGGGGAAACACCUCUGACCCACAUGAAGAAACUCAAGGAGGCUUAGGAGACUUCCUGAGGCCUAUGCCAUGGAUGAAUGCUCCUUCCGAACCCGAUUGGGACAUGAGAGUGACAAUCCCUGGACACACUAUCAUGGUGCCCGAGAAUCUCCAGGACUCCACACAGACUGCACAGCCUGGCAUCUUGACCACCAGCCAGCAAGAGGCUGCUCUCCUGGAAAUGUAA